Messenger RNA from Brassicogethes aeneus, 686 nucleotides. The record is from the annotation of a GenBank genome assembly. Lineage: Eukaryota; Metazoa; Arthropoda; Insecta; Coleoptera; Nitidulidae.
AAAUUUGUUGGUUAUGUAGUCUAUAACAUGGCAAAAAACCUAAACAAAAAAAGGGAAAACUAUCUAAACUGGGAUGAAUAUUUUAUGGCGACGGCUUUUUUGGCUGCGAAAAGAAGCAAGGAUCCGUGUUCUCAAGUUGGGGCUUGCAUAGUGAACAAUGAAAAUGUUAUUGUUGGGAUAGGAUACAAUGGAAUGCCAAAAGGGUGUCAUGAUGAUGAUUUUCCAUGGGAAAAAGAGAAUGAGAAUCCGUUGGAUAACAAAUAUUACUAUGUAUGUCAUGCUGAAUUGAAUGCGAUUUUAAACAAAAACUGUGCAGAUGUUAAAGGUUGUCGAAUAUAUGUUGGAUUGUUUCCCUGCAAUGAAUGCGGUAAAGUUAUUAUACAAUCGGGCAUAAAAGAGGUGAUUUACAUGUCUGAUAAGCACUCACAUAAACCUCACACAAUUGCAUCCAAAUUAAUGAUGGAUUCUGCAGGGGUAAAAUACAGGCAGUUUAUUCCAAAACAAAAAAAAAUAGUUAUUGAUUUUACAGAAAUAAAUUGGAAUAGUAUGAGUCAGGUGCCUCCAUCUCCAGGAAGAAAUGAGACUAGCAAAUUGGCUGACGAACUUCAAGGGAAGUGUGAUCUGAAUCUAUAGUAGGUACUGUAAUUUUAUUUAUUUGAUGGAAAAUACAACACAAUUUUUUAAAA